Messenger RNA from Spodoptera littoralis (African cotton leafworm), 528 nucleotides. The record is from the annotation of a GenBank genome assembly. Lineage: Eukaryota; Metazoa; Arthropoda; Insecta; Lepidoptera; Noctuidae.
AUGUCGCUGCUACCAUUCUUGUUCGACUAUGAAAUGAGCCGCCCCCGUCUCAUGGAACAACACUUCGGGAUGGGGCUAACACCUGAAGAUCUCCUGCACGUUACUGCUGGGCCCCUGAUGAACAGGGAGUACUACAGGCCCUGGCGACACCUCGCAGCAGCUGCACGGGAUGUGGGAUCCAGCAUCAAGUCGGACAGAGACAAGUUCCAAGUUAACUUGGAUGUGCAGCACUUCGCGCCGGAGGAGAUCAACGUGAAGACUGCUGAUGGGUACAUAGUGAUUGAAGGAAAGCACGAGGAGAAGAAGGACCAGCAUGGGUAUAUUUCCCGCCAGUUUACCCGGCGAUACGCUUUGCCCGAGGGUUGUGUUCCUGAGACCGUGGAGUCGAGGCUGUCUUCUGACGGCGUGCUGACGGUGACUGCUCCCAGGAAGGUGCCGGCUGCUGUCCAGGGCGAGCGCAGCGUCCCCAUCACCCAGACUGGACCAGUUCGCAAGGAAGUGAAGGACCAGGCUAACGGCGACAAGUAG